Messenger RNA from Peromyscus eremicus (cactus mouse), 3079 nucleotides. RefSeq names its product RUNX family transcription factor 3 (gene Runx3). Gene Ontology annotation, biological process: regulation of cell differentiation; regulation of transcription by RNA polymerase II; hemopoiesis. The transcript has 7 exons. Gene Ontology annotation, cellular component: nucleus. Bases 1 to 1242 code for a protein of 413 amino acids. NCBI's taxonomy places the organism in Eukaryota, Metazoa, Chordata, Mammalia, Rodentia, Cricetidae. Gene Ontology annotation, molecular function: RNA polymerase II cis-regulatory region sequence-specific DNA binding; DNA-binding transcription factor activity, RNA polymerase II-specific; ATP binding. The record is from RefSeq and is a predicted model, not a curated record.
AUGCGUAUUCCCGUAGAUCCGAGCACCAGCCGCCGCUUCACUCCCCCCUCCACGGCCUUCCCCUGCGGCGGCGGUAAGAUGGGCGAGAACAGCGGCGCGCUGAGCGCGCAGGCUGCCGCGGGCCCCGGCGGCCGCACCCGGCCCGAGGUGCGCUCGAUGGUGGACGUGCUGGCCGACCACGCGGGAGAGCUCGUGCGCACCGACAGCCCCAACUUCCUCUGCUCGGUGCUGCCCUCGCACUGGCGCUGCAACAAGACCCUGCCGGUCGCCUUCAAGGUGGUGGCCCUGGGGGAUGUACCUGAUGGAACGGUGGUGACAGUGAUGGCGGGCAAUGAUGAGAAUUACUCCGCAGAGCUGCGUAACGCUUCCGCGGUCAUGAAGAACCAAGUGGCCAGGUUCAACGACCUUCGCUUCGUGGGUCGGAGCGGUCGAGGGAAGAGUUUCACGCUCACAAUCACCGUGUUCACCAACCCUACCCAAGUGGCCACCUACCACCGAGCCAUCAAGGUCACCGUGGAUGGACCCCGGGAACCCCGACAGGCUCGCCAGUUCCAAGGCGCCCCAGGCCACACUUUCCCCUUCAUUUCCCAGAACCUUGGGGUGGUGACAUCUGCUGCUGUGCAUACCACUGUCCCGCUGUCUCCACAAAGAGGCAGUCCCCUGGUGGUCCUGGCCUGCGCACCUGACCCCCCACUCUUGCUGUCCCCAGGCUCCUCAGACCUGAACCCCUUCUCCGACCCCCGCCAGUUUGACCGCUCCUUCCCUACGCUGCAAAGCCUCACGGAGAGCCGCUUCCCGGACCCCAGGAUGCACUACCCGGGAGCCAUGCCUGCCGCCUUCCCCUACAGCGCCACGCCGUCGGGCACCAGCCUGGGCAGCCUGAGCGUGGCGGGCAUGCCGGCCAGCAGCCGCUUCCACCACACCUACCUCCCGCCGCCCUACCCCGGGGCCCCGCAGAGCCAGAGCGGGCCCUUCCAGGCCAACCCCGCGCCCUACCACCUCUUCUACGGCGCUUCCUCCGGCUCCUACCAGUUCUCCAUGGCGGCUGCGGGCGGUGGCGAGCGCUCGCCCACCCGCAUGCUGACCUCCUGCCCCAGCGGCGCCUCGGUGUCCGCGGGCAACCUCAUGAACCCCAGCCUGGGCCAGGCUGAUGGCGUGGAGGCUGACGGCAGCCACAGCAACUCGCCCACAGCCCUGAGCACGCCGGGCCGUAUGGACGAGGCCGUGUGGCGGCCCUACUGAGCACCCUGGGGACUCGCCGGCCACCCGGACCGGCCCUCCAGCUCCAGGCUGCAGCAAGAAACAUACUUUGGCCUAGUCCCAGGGGCCAGAGCUGGCGACGGCUCCCAGAGCUCUGUCCAGCAACAAGUUUGAACAGAGGAUGUGGGGACUCCCCCCAGGACACUGCCCCAGCCCACACCCACCUCUGCCGUCUCCAGCCAUGCCUAGGAUUAUCUCCUGAGUCAGAGGCUACCCCUGCCCAUGAGGAAGGAGGCCUUUGCUGGCCAGAGAAGCUCAGGCUCAGAGAUGUCCAAACUUCCUCUCUCUCUCACCCUGCACCCUGGGGACCAGCCUUCCCUCUGCAUCGGUACCCCCUCAAGCCAACUGGAAACCCCAACCCCUGAGAUGUCUUCACUGUAGAGAGGGAGGACCCAGGACACACCCACACCAGUCCCAAACGUGACUUCCCCGUUAUUCCAGGCAAGCGGUCCCUGACCAGUUCUAGCUUACCCGAAGACACCAGGCCCCAGAGCAGACUUGUCCCUGGUGGCAGGUCCCUAAAGGGAGGAAGACCUCAACACCUCCAAACACAUUCCAGCCUGCAGGGUCAGCUCGGUUCUCAGGGGCAGAGAGGUCCCGGCAGAAAGUCUUACGGUGGGAAGCAAUAAAAUGGUCAGCGUCCCUGUUCACUAGGCUCACUAGUCCAGCCAAGCUGUGCCCCAGGCCUUGCCUCCCCAGGCCUUGCCUCCCAACCUGCAGCCCGACUCCUUAAUGUUUGUACCUAGAAGCAAACAACCUUGAAGCAAAAGAAAAAAAGCGACUUCAUCAAGCAUUUUAAAGCAAGGUCUGUGACAGGUGAAGUUCUGCGUAGGUGAAAGGCCUGCCUCUGCUAGUGAGAUAUCAGCAGGACUCCUGCCACCCUCAGACCUCACAUUCCUCCCAGAAGGGGACCAGGGGCUCCAGGAGGCCUUGUGGAGGCUCUGGUGAGGUGUGCAAUGGCAGAGCAGUGUCCAAGCAGAGGUUAGACAAGGCCCCCCUUAGAUCGGGCAGGUGGGAAGGGAGGCCUUGGCCUAGGGCUUGGGUCAUGGGGACUGUGGGAGAUUGUCAGUGGGAUAGGUUAAAAAGCUCUUACCAGAGCUGACCCACAGGUGGGUUUUCAAACUGAGUGAGCCACAUCCUCUGUGGCCUUGGAACUCUCCUCUAGAAGGCUCCUUAGAGAUGGUCUCUGUGGUAGUGCUUGGCCUUCCCCAUUGCCCACACCUGUAACCACAUACAUAUACACUCGGGCAGGUCAGGGGGGCCUGACAACCCUGUGCAGACACCUCCUGUUACAAUUUCUUUUGUCCCACCCUUGUUGGGGGGAAAAAAAGCCCAAAACAUUUUCUAUCUCUUGGAAGUAGCUGAGUUAGCCUUCCAGCUCCUGCACCCAGCGGGGCCUCUUCACCUCUUCUCAGGAAGCCAGCUCUAGCCCAUUGCUCUCCUCCCUGCCUCACUACCGGUCCGUGGUAUAGACUGGCCCAGACUACCAAGGAAGACACCUUCAGGAUCCUAGUGCUUAGCACUGUGCAAGCCACCCCGGACGACUACCCUUCCUGAUAUCCAAACGCAGGUGGAGAUGAGAAAUCACACACACACACACACACACACACACACACACACACACACACACACACCAUUACUCCUCUUUCCCAUCCUUGAUCUUGAUUAUCAGCGACAGCUGAGUCUGUUGUCGGUCCUACAGUGAAUUCAGGCAGCCUGGGCUGGUAAAAAUGGUUCCUUAUUUGCAAGGCUACUUUAAAGUGCUACUUGAAAGCACUGGCUAGAAAGAAAGCACAAGGAAGCUGAGGGGGUUGAUACA